Nothoprocta perdicaria is the source of this 2121-nucleotide messenger RNA. It is a transcript of the gene FCHSD1, whose product is annotated as FCH and double SH3 domains 1. Gene Ontology annotation, biological process: regulation of actin filament polymerization; neuromuscular synaptic transmission. The record is from RefSeq and is a predicted model, not a curated record. The transcript has 21 exons. Gene Ontology annotation, molecular function: protein binding. Lineage: Eukaryota; Metazoa; Chordata; Aves; Tinamiformes; Tinamidae. Gene Ontology annotation, cellular component: neuromuscular junction; recycling endosome.
AUGCAGCCGCCGCCGCGCAAGGUGAAGCUGACGCAGGAGGUGAAGCUGCACUUCGUGGAGCAGCUCUGCAGCCUGCAGAGCAAGCAGCAGCGGGACACGGAGCUGCUGGAGGACAUCAGGUCCUACAGCAAGCAGAGGUCAGCGAUCGAGAGGGAGUACGGGCAGGCGCUGCAGAGGCUGGCGAGCCAGUUCCUGAAGAGAGACUGGCAGCGGGGCCGCAGCGAAGCCAACGACUCGAGGAGCGUCGUUGCUGUCUGGAAGGGCGUCGUUGACGGUACCAUGUACACCGGGCAGGCCCGUGUCRCCGCCUCCGAGAGCUAUCGCACCAUCGCCUUGGAGGCCUCCAAGACUGCCCGCGUGUCCAAGGAGCGGAUGCUCAAGAAGAGCAUUGAGCAGUUGCAGAAGGUGCAGGCAGAGCUGCUGGAGACAGUGAAGGAGCUGGGCAAGGCAAAGAAGCAGUUUACACACCUCCAACGGAGCAAUGAGGUGGCCAAGGAGAAAGCUGCGGACGUGGAGGCCCGGCUCCGGAAGAGUGACCGGGGGAUAUUUCACACCAAGGCCAGCCUGCAAAAGCUCAGUGCCAAGUUCUCUGCGCAGCUGGCCGAGUACUCGAAGCAGCUCRCAGGGGUGCACAACGAGUACGUCCUCGCGCUGGUGUCCGCCAAUGCCCACCUGGACCAUUACUACCACGUGGAGUUGCCUGCGGUCAUGGAGGCCCUGGACGGUGACCUUUACGAGCGGCUCCGCGACCACUUGACCUUGACCAGCCAGACGGAGAUUGAGGUCUGCCAGGCCACGCAGGAGUGGUUCCAGCGCGUUGCGGAGUCAUCCACGCAGGUAAGCCGGGAGCAGAACCUCCUCCUCUUCCUCCAGGACCACACUACCUUCACAUUAACACCAGAGCAGCGAUUCCAGCUCGCCGGCAUGGAGCAGGUACCCCUUCUCAGCGGGAUCAUCCUUGCCUAGAUACGUCUCCUGGAACCGGAGAGCAACAGCACCAGUGAGAGCAGCCUGGAGAAGGAGGUGCGGCGCUGGGCCAACCGGGCGGCCAAGGACUACAAAAUCAAGACACACAGCGAGCAGGUCCUGCAAAGGCUGGAGGCCAGGAGGCAGCAGGCGCCGGAGGCUGAGGUGGCCGCCAUGGAGCGGCGGAUGGAGGAAGUGAAAGAGAAUAUUCGGAAGGCUGAGGUGAGCAAGGUGAAGGCGGACGCGCGGCUGGCGCUGCUGCGCGCCGCGGGGCUCGACGUGGACACGUGGCUGGCGGGCGCCCGGCUGGCGGGGACGGGGCGGCCGCCGCCGUUCGACCUGGCGGAGUUUGAUGACUACGACGACAGCGCCGAGGCCUUCGAGGACRGCGAGCCCGGCCCCGCUGGCCGCGUGUAUCCUUACACGUGCCGGGUGAUCUUUGGGUACCAGGGCCGCCAGGCAGACGAGCUCUCCAUCGCCCAGGGAGAGGAGCUGGAGGUCAUYGAGGAUGGCGAUGUGGAGGAGUGGGUGAAGGCCCGCAACAAGGCCGGCCAGGUGGGCUACGUGCCCGAGAAGUACCUGCUGUCGCUGGGCUGCGCGGGCAGCGACGCGGGCCCCGCUGCGGGCGGCGGCGGCCCUGCUGCGGGGCCCCUGGCCGCGGCGCUGCAGCGGCAGCUCUCCAGCAUCAUGGCCGCGGAGCUGGUCCUGGAGCCCGGAGCCUGGCUGGUGCGAGCCCUCUACGACUACGAGGGGCAGAGCCCCGAGGAGCUGAGCUUCCCCGAGGGCGCCAUCAUCCGCGUGCUGCCCCGCGCCGAGGGCGACGUGGACGACGGCUUCUGGACGGGAGACUUCAACGGCCGCGUUGGCGUCUUCCCCUCGCUCGUGGUGGAGGAGCUCACGGGGGCCGGGUGCUCUGCUGGGCAGGAGCUGCCGUCGCCCUCCCCUCCGCCCUUCUCCCCUCCCGGCCUCGUGCCCAGCCUGCCCUCCAACCCCGCUCCAGAAUUGCUGCUGGGAGCGCCCGCCUGCAGGCAGGACGGCCCGGCCAGCRGCCAGAGCUCUCCCGACCUGUCCGCCGGCCGCCUCCGCCCGCUCCGGGCGCCUCCGCCGCCGCCCGGCAGAGCGGCCGACGCGGAGCCCGAGCGGCACCUGAGCUGA